AUGUCUUUAGGAUAAACAAAUUAAAUAUUAUUUACAAUCAAAGAAGAUGAAGGAGAGAACAUUUCUCUAAUUUAACUUUAAAAUAAAAAUGAUUCAAACAGUUAAUCAUCUUAGCCUUUUUCUGAAAUUGAUUAAACUAUUAAUGAUCUUUAGUGCUGCUAAAGUUAAGGAAAUUUAUUGAUUCAAGAUGAUGAUGCUUAUUGUUAAUAAAUGAAAGUUGAUAAAUCUGCUUAAACAAGUGAUUAGCUUCAUAAAUUGACUAGCUCAGCUAGUAUUAUAACUACUAAGAAAAUUUCACCCAACUAAGACCCUAAAAAGUAAACUUAAAUCUGCAUAGCAGACAAUUCAAGAGUUUCACUAAAUAUUUUCACUUAAGUUUUUAAUAAAAUUAAAUAAUACACAAAAAAUUGUAUUGAUCUUUUUAUGUGGGAGAGAAAGUACUCAAGCUUUGGAAAAUAUAGUUUUUAGUUUUUAUUUGAUGGAAUAUCAAUUUACUUCUUAAACAAAAAAGCUUAAGAAUUUAAGAGCCAAUUAAAUGAAUGUAAAAAAGAAGAAGAAAUAGUUAAAAAAAACUCAGAGGAAAUUAAUAAAGAUACUUAAUCUCUUUUCAUUAAAUCUUAAAUUGGGGAAAAUGUAUUAGUUAAAGGAAAAAUUAUAAACUAACUUGCCAUAGAACGAAUUAAUAAUAUUCAUAUAAAUGAUUAAGAGCAAAAGAAAAUGAGUUCUUUUACAAUCUACGGAUAUUCUUUUAGCAAUUUACCUGCUUAAUUUGAUUAAAAUCUUUGCUUUAAUUAACAGGAUCUCCCAUUAAAUUAACCUUACAAAAUAAAUUUAUUGGCAAAAUUAGCAGCAACAGCACUUAGUAGAUACAUUUACAAGUCUAAAUUAUCUUUAGAAAAUGGUAGCUUCGAUUCUUAGAUUUUCUACUAUUUCUAUGGAAAAAAGGAUUUCUUAACAAAUGGAUAAUUAGGACUAAAAAUAUCUUCAAUAUUUAAAGAAUUCAACUUUUUAUAGUUCAAAAUAGAUCAAAAAGCCUUAAUUUUAUCAAUCCUUAUUACUUAUGGAAUCUCAAUUUAUUUUGCCUUCAAAUUUGUUAAAAACGUAUUUGCAAUUCCUAAAAAAAUACCCUAAGGUACUGCCUUUUUCAAGGUUACAUACACUAAUUAUAACAAGUUAUAUUAUAUAUCUAAAAUUUCAGUGAAAAGACUUGAAAUGAAAAAGGCAGUACCCUAGGACAAUAUUCAAAUUAUUGCAUUGAUUAAUUAACCAACUAUGGAAAAUAAGAGUUAGAGCAAUAGCGAGAUUGAAGAUAAAAAAAAUCUAAAUCUAUAAAGGGAAGCUAAAUAUACCUUAUUAAACGAUGUUAGUAAUAUUGAUGAAGAAUAGAAGCUAUUGCAAUCAUUAAAUAAUCCUACUUUGUGUUAAGAUAAUCUCUCAAAAGCAUCAUCUUAAUGUGAUUAGUCAAUAGAACUUAUUGCUUCUAAUUUGCUAGAUUCUAAAGUCACUAACUAAGAAAAUCAAUAAAAUAUUUAGAGUUAGUAACUUUAAAGUGUAAAUAAAUAUGAUUCUUCUGAAAUUGUAGACACUGUGAAAGAAUAUGUUAAUUCUUUUGUAGAUUUGUUUAAGUGGAAUAGAGAAUAUGAUAGCUUCUACUAAUUAUACUUUUAAAUCGGUUUCGAUAGUCUGCUUGCCUUCUACUUUUAUAAAAAUUAAAAAAAACUCAAUAAAUAAAGAGAUAAUUUGAAAUAAGAAUAAAAAAUAGUUAAUGAUAUGGCAUAAAGACUAUAAAAUGAUCCUUUAUGUUUAUUUCAUGGGUCUAAACUUAGAGAGAAUACGCUCAUUUUAAUAGGAAACAGUGAAUCAUAAAAAAUAGAAAAAAAUAAAAGAAAUUAAAUCUUCACUUUAAGAACCUAAAAUGGCUAUUUGGAUGCUGAAGUUGACAAAGAUUUUAAAUACUUGGACAAUGCUUUUUUUUUUGAAGCUGCAAAAGAUAUGGGUUUAUUAACUAAAUUAACUGCUUCUACUAUUUCCUUUGUAAGUGGGAAGCUUUUUAAGUUUAAAAUUUCUUUCCAUACUAAUAAAGAGCUUAUUACAUAUUAUUUAUUUGGAAAGAAAGAUAGACUUAGCGAUGGUAGUAUUGGAUUAUGCAUAAAAUAAUAAAUUUAAGAUUUAAAUUUAAGUCAUUAUUAAGUGGCAUAUUUGAUUUCUAUUCUAGUUGCCUCUGGCUUCUGUCUUUACUUUUCAGCGAAAAUUGCUAAGAAUAUCAUUUAUUUGGCAAAGAAAAAGAAAUUAUUUAGAAAGAAAAAAUGA
Messenger RNA from Tetrahymena thermophila SB210, 2310 nucleotides. Its product is annotated as transmembrane protein, putative. The transcript has 3 exons. Lineage: Eukaryota; Ciliophora; Oligohymenophorea; Hymenostomatida; Tetrahymenidae. The record is from RefSeq and is a predicted model, not a curated record.